Messenger RNA from Agrilus planipennis (emerald ash borer), 2773 nucleotides. RefSeq names its product probable RNA-binding protein 19. The coding region runs from base 417 to 2729 and encodes 770 amino acids. The transcript has 13 exons. Gene Ontology annotation, molecular function: RNA binding. NCBI's taxonomy places the organism in Eukaryota, Metazoa, Arthropoda, Insecta, Coleoptera, Buprestidae. The record is from RefSeq and is a predicted model, not a curated record.
ACUUCUCCGAAAAAUGCCCAAAAACGAACUCUCCAGAAUUCUCUAGAAUAUGUUUUGAAUUAUAUCUACUUUAUACAAAUCCAAAUAAAAAAGUUAAUAAGUAAAAAAAGGGGUGUGUGAAUAUUAAGACAUUUAUUUGUAUUUAUUUUAAGGUACAAUUCUAUGGUGGGUAGGUGCUUGUCUACAGUAGGCAUGUAGUGCAAGUUUUUAAAGGUUACUAACAGAAUGUGGUAGGUGCCAGGUAUAAUUAUCGUUAUGAUCAUGAUUAUCAUUUAUCACAAUUACUUAUGUAUUAAUUGUAAAUUGAUUAAUGGGAAUGAAACGUGAGCACAGUUAAAGGAAAAAAUAGUGGUUGUGACUUUUAACCUAGAAAAGGUUUUUUAGUAUCUAGUUCUGCAGCAUUUAUUUUAGUGAAAAUGUCUCGUAUUAUUGUAAAGAAUCUUCCAAAAGAUAUUACUGAGGAUAAACUACGAAAAUUAUUUAGUGAAAAGGGCACAAUAACGGAUAUACAGUUAAAGUACACUCCAGAUGGUAAAUUUAGACAAUUUGGAUUCGUUGGAUAUCAAAAUGAAAAAGAAGCUGAGGAAGCAAUAAUAUAUUUUAAUAAUUCUAGAAUAAAAACAAAUAAAAUAGUUGUUCAACCUUGUGCUUUGUUGGGAGAUGAAGGAAAACCAAAAACUUGGAGUAAAUAUACGAAUGAUAGAGUUAAGGAUCAUCCUCCUGUUUCAGUUGACAACGAAAAUGAUAAGAAAGCAAAUAAAGUUAAAAUAAUAGAAUUAUUAGAAAAGAAAGAAGAAAACAACACAGAGGCUUGCAUAAAAAAAAAAGAAAAAGUGAAGUUAUAUACAAUUAAGCUUAAAGGAUUGCCAUACAAAUGUAAGAAAAAAGAUAUAAAAAUAUUUUUGAAGCCACUUAUUCCUUAUACCAUAAGAAUACCACCAAAAGUAAAAGGUUUUGCAUAUGUUGGAUUCAAAACAGAAAGGCAUGCAAAUCAAGCUUUGUUAAAAAAUAAAAGUUUUAUUGCUGGAAAACAGAUUCAAAUAAUAAAGUACACUGAAAAAGGCAAUACUGAAGAAAACAACGUGGACCCUAAACUAAAGAAAUGGAAAACACAAGAGGAAUCCUUACAAAAUGAAGAGGACAUUGCCGAGUCAGGAAGGAUAUUUAUCCGGAAUUUGGCAUAUACAACUACAGAGGACGAUAUAGAAAAAUUGUUUGCAAAGUUUGGACCUAUAACAGAAGUUAAUUUACCAGUGGAUCCAAUAACCAGAAAAUUAAAAGGAUUUGGAGUCAUUACCUUUUUGAUGCCCGAGCACGCAGUAAAGGCUUAUUCAGAACUUGAUGGUACGAUACAUCAAGGAAGAAUGCUGCAUUUGUUACCAGGAAAAGUAAAAGAUACAUACCAAGAAACAGAUUUAACAAACUACAAACAAGCCAAGGCUUCUAAAGAAAAGUUGGAAGCAGGCUCUUCACAUAAUUGGAACAGUUUAUUUUUGGGCCAUGAUGCCGUGGCCGAAGUAAUUGCUGAAAAUUAUGGAACAACAAAGGAAGCCGUUUUAGGUCCCCACGGGGACAGUAAUGCCGCAGUAAGGCUAGCAUUAGGCGAAACUCAGAUCAUUCAAAACACAAAAAAAUUCCUAGAAGAAGAGGGAGUUGUCUUAGACAUGUUUGAGAAGCCAAUAAAGAGAAGGUCAAAAAAUAUUAUUAUUGUAAAAAAUUUGCCACAUGGUACGUCUGCUGAAGAAUUAAGGGAAGUUUUUGAAAAACACGGGAUUUUAGGCAGAGUAAUUUUACCACCAUCUGGUAUUACAGCUUUAAUCGAGUUUAUUGAACCAUCUGAAGCCAGGAAAGCUUUCAAUAAAUUGGCCUACUCAAAAUUUAAACACAUACCACUUUUUUUGGAAUGGGCUCCUGACGGUUCUUUACAAGAGAAAACUUUCUCGGAAAUCAAACAAGUGACUGAAAGUCAUAGUAAAAAUAUAGAUGAGAAGAAAGAGGAAGAAAAUAAAAAUGGUAAAAUUACCAAUCAAAUUGAAGAAGAGGAAGAGGAGGAAGAGGUUCCAGAAGAAAAUACAACAUUGUUCGUUAAAAAUUUAAAUUUCCAAACAACUGAUGAAACUCUUAAAAAGCACUUUGAAGAGUGUGGUAAAAUAUUUUAUGCAAAUGUUGCCGUUAAAAAAGAUAAAAACAAUCCCAAAAAUCGAUUAUCGAUGGGAUAUGGUUUUGUGCAGUUCUAUCACAAAACAAGCUGCAAUAAAGCGUUAAAAACACUUCAAGCUAGCGUAUUAGAUGGAAAAACAUUGGAAUUAAAACGAUCUGAAAGGACUUUGAAGACUGAUGUUAAAUAUACAUCCAAGAAACCCAAAGUUACAAAACAAACAGGAACAAAAAUUCUUGUUCGCAAUGUUCCAUUCCAAGCUAAUAGAAAGGAAAUUUGGGAACUAUUUAACACAUUUGGAGAGUUAAAAACAGUUCGUUUACCAAAGAAAAUGUCUAUAGAACAAAAUGCACACAGGGGCUUCGCUUUUGUUGAUUUUGUGGCAGCAAAUGACGCAAAGAAAGCUUUUGAAGCCCUUUGUCAAAGUACGCAUCUGUACGGAAGACGUUUGGUAUUAGAAUGGGCUGCUACUGAAGGAUUAGAGGAGAUAAGGAAAAGAACUGCGGAACAUUUUCACUCUGCUGAAGAAGUUAAAUCCAAGAAAAGCAUUCUCAAUGUCGAAAUAACAUGAAAUAGGUAUCUGUAAUUUUUACAAUAAUAAUGAUAAUAAUGUUA